Plectropomus leopardus (leopard coralgrouper) is the source of this 552-nucleotide messenger RNA. It is a transcript of the gene npvf, whose product is annotated as neuropeptide VF precursor. The record is from RefSeq and is a predicted model, not a curated record. Gene Ontology annotation, biological process: neuropeptide signaling pathway; negative regulation of gonadotropin secretion. NCBI's taxonomy places the organism in Eukaryota, Metazoa, Chordata, Actinopteri, Perciformes, Serranidae. Gene Ontology annotation, molecular function: signaling receptor binding.
AUGUUGACCACGAUGUUCCUUUCAGCACUCCUGAUGCUGGGAGGUCUUAGAGGGUCAGCAGCAUCUGACUUGCAGGUCCAUGGGAAAUCAAUCCAGUGGGAUAAAACUUUGCAGAGGAGCGAUGAUGGACGACACACUGUGAGGAGACAGCCACAUCAACAGGCAAAAGGGGAAAUCCGCAGGAGUUUAGAUGUUGAGAGCUACAACGUAAACAUGACCCCCAAUACCAGCAAAAACAGCAAAAGCAGCCUCCCGACCAUCAUCAGGCUCUACCCGCCCACUGCCAAACCUCUCUACCUGUACGCCAACAUGCCCAUGCGCUUUGGGAGAGAGAGUUUUCCAGAAGAGGACAAGGCCACAAGCUUGACCCCCAACAUGCCCCAGAGGUUUGGGCGGUUUUGGGAAGUGAUUCAAAUGUGUGCCAAGUGUCCUGAUGAUCGAGAAGCACUCAACCCAGAGCUGCCACUAAGCUUUGGGAGAAACAGUCCAAACUGGAGCCAUCUCAGGACUCUGUACAAUACGUGGUUAUUCAACAUUGGCUUGCACUGGUAA